Molecule: messenger RNA, 3278 nt
Organism: Brassica rapa (field mustard)
Lineage: Eukaryota; Viridiplantae; Streptophyta; Magnoliopsida; Brassicales; Brassicaceae
Product: N-terminal kinase-like protein
Biological process (GO): protein phosphorylation
Molecular function (GO): protein kinase activity; ATP binding
Source: RefSeq, a predicted model, not a curated record
AACCCAAAAAUGAAAAAUUGAAAUAACAAAAAGGAAAGAGUUAACUAGGGUUUGUGAUAUAGUAGUGAUUAAUUUGAGGGUGAAUCCCAAUACGAUGAAGCCACAUGGGUUCGAGUUCUGGCUACUAAGAAAUUAAAAUUUUGGCAUCGCCAGAAACAAGAGACCGACACGUAGACCGAUAACAUAGGAUACUAACAUAUGGCUAGUUGGGAUCCAUUUCGGUGGAGAGACCAAGAUAUUUUUGUAUAAUUAAAAAAAAAAAAAAGAAGAAAAGAGAAUUAACGGUAGAAAACCUAACUACGAGAGAGUAACACUAUACGACCCAAACCAUGACUCGAUCUUGGGCUAUACAAUUCGGCCCACAUAAAAAAACAGCACGAAUCGUCUAAACUCCACGGCGUCUUGUUAGCAAAUAAACAUCACGAAUUGUAAACCCAAAACACGAAAACGGCGGUGGCGCCAGUUCAUAUCGAUCAUAAUAGUUCCCACGAAUCAAAGAUCAAAAAACAAAUCUACGAAACUCGAUUCAGCAAGCAGAUUGUUGAAGAAGAAGAGAGUUUGAAUCUUCGUGUUCAUUCCUUUGGCUCCUCCCUCCUUCUUCUGAUUCCAUAUAGAUCCAUCGGAAAGCAACAAAGAGAGGUGGAAGCAUGUUCAAUUUUUUGAAAGGAGUGGUGGGUGGAUCCGGGACGGGGCUCAAGGAUCUACCUUACAACAUCGGUGAUCCUUACCCUUCCGCUUGGGGCUCCUGGAUUCAUUAUCGUGGCACCUCCAAGGAUGAUGGAUCUCAAGUUUCGAUCUUUGCUUUGUCUGGGAACAAUGCUCAAGAUGGGCAUUUGGCUGCUGGGAGGAACGGUGUUAAGCGCCUUCGUACUGUGAGGCAUCCAAAUAUACUUUCGUUUCUUCACAGCACGGAGGUUGAAACUCAUGAUGGUUCUACUUCCAAGGUUACAAUCUACAUAGUCACUGAGCCUGUUAUGCCGCUCUCAGAUAAGAUAAAGGAGCUUGGCUUGAAAGCAACCCAGAGGGAUGAGUAUUUUGCACUGGGGCUACACCAGAUAACUAAAGCUGUGAGCUUUCUAAACAAUGAUUGCAAACUUGUGCAUGGAAAUGUAUGUCUGGCGAGUGUUGUUGUCACACCUACUUUGGACUGGAAACUCCAUGCUUUUGAUGUCCUAUCAGAAUUUGAUGGAAGCAACGGAUCUGCGAGUGGACCUAUGCUGCCAUUUGAAUGGCUAGUGGGAACACAGUACAAGCCAAUGGAAAUGGUGAAGUCUGAUUGGAUUGCCAUUAGAAAAUCUCCUCCAUGGGCCAUUGAUUCAUGGGGUUUAGGCUGUCUUAUUUAUGAACUCUUCUCGGGCUCUAAGCUGGGAAAAACAGAGGAGCUGCGUAACACUGUCGGCAUUCCCAAGUCUCUGCUUCCAGAUUAUCAGCGACUCCUAAGUUCCAUGCCUUCUCGCAGAUUGAACACCUCAAAACUUUUAGAAAAUGGCGAGUAUUUCCAAAAUAAGUUGGUGGACACGAUACAUUUUAUGGAUAUCCUUAACCUGAAAGACAGUGUUGAAAAAGAUACUUUCUUCCGCAAACUUCCAAAUGUUGCUGAACAGCUUCCUCGGGAGAUUGUGCUUAAGAAGCUUCUUCCUUUAUUAGCGUCUUCCCUUGAAUUUGGUUCAGCUGUUGCCCCCGCAUUAACUGCUUUACUUAAGAUGGGUUCAUGGUUAUCAACUGAAGAUUUCAAAGUCAAGGUGCUGCCAACAAUAGUCAAGCUUUUUGCUUCCAAUGAUCGAGCUAUUAGAGUUUCACUUUUGCAACAUGUUGAUCAAUUUGGAGAAUCAAUGUCAGGGCAGAUUGUUGAUGAACAAGUAUACCCUCAUGUUGCUACUGGAUUUGCGGACACAUCUGCCUUUCUGCGAGAGCUGACUCUUAAGUCAAUGCUCGUUUUAGCUCCAAAGCUUUCUCAGCGUACACUUUCUGGAUCCCUCUUGAAAUACCUUUCCAAAUUACAGGUGGAUGAAGAGCCUGCAAUAAGAACAAAUACCACUAUAUUACUCGGGAAUAUUGCCACCUACCUCAAUGAAGGGACGAGGAAAAGAGUUUUGAUUAAUGCUUUUACAGUGCGUGCCUUGCGGGAUACAUUUCCACCUGCUCGAGGUGCAGGUAUUGUUGCAUUAUGCGCCACCAGUACCACUUAUGACGACACCGAAAUAGCAACUAAAAUUCUUCCAAAUGUUGUUGUGCUAACCAUUGAUCAAGACAGUGAGGUUCGAUCAAAGGCAUUUCAAGCUGUAGAACAGUUUCUUCAGAUACUGAAACAGAACUAUGAGAAGACAAACGCUGGUGAGACAGGAGCCACUGGAGGAACUUCAGCUAUACCUGAAACUGCUGGUCUGAUCGGAUGGGCUAUGAGUUCUUUAACUCUCAAGGGUAAGCCAUUAGAUCAAGCGUCUCUUGCUUCUUCUUCUUCAGCACCAUCUCUAGCUGCUGCUGCUGCUGCCUCAAAUGCUCCAAGCACAGUAACGGAGGCGCCGAGUGUCAGAGCCAGUCAUCACACACGUUCCAACUCAGACUUCACAGAUCAACCCGCCCCACCAUCCCCAUCAUCAACAGAUGGUUGGGAGAAUGGCAUUACCGAAGGUCAUGACAGCGACAAUGACGGUUGGGAUCUCGAUCCUAUCGACGAACCAAAACGUUCUCCAGCUCUCUCAAACAUUCAAGCAGCUCAGAAACGACCUGUGUCUCAGCCCUCUAGACCUCCAGCUACAAGCUCAAGACCAAAGAUUAGCACAGCUAAAGCAGCUGCGAAAUCAGAAGACGAUGAUUUGUGGGGAUCCUUAGCUGCUCCUCAACCUGCAACUACUUCAAGACCGUUGAACUUAAAGAAGACAGUACAGUCUGACGAUGAAGACCCUUGGGCUGCCAUUGCUGCUCCACCACCAACCACUAGAGCAAAACCUUUGGCUUCUGGUCGUGGUCGAGCAGCCAAACCUGCAGCUCCCAAACUUGGUGCCCAACGCAUUAACCGAACCUCAUCUGGAAUGUGAUGAACACUAGAGGUAUACAAUGUACAUUUUUUUCCAAAGCCAUCUCCAGAUGACUCGAAGAGUUCGAACCAAGCAACCAACACAUUUUUUUAUUUGUAAUACCAUUCAUUUUAAACCCCAAGAAUGUCUCUAUUUUUUACCUAAGCUUUUUAGAUAUUUCAAAAUUUUAUAUGAACAAAUCAUAAACAUUACAAAACUUGUGCCAUGAUUAAUGGUUUUGAUCAAGUUUUUGUUGUGCUU